Messenger RNA from Gastrolobium bilobum, 399 nucleotides. RefSeq lists its product as uncharacterized. The record is from RefSeq and is a predicted model, not a curated record. NCBI's taxonomy places the organism in Eukaryota, Viridiplantae, Streptophyta, Magnoliopsida, Fabales, Fabaceae. The transcript has a single exon. Bases 37 to 399 code for a protein of 120 amino acids.
AUCAAAAUCUUAUCUUUCACAUAAAAGGAUUCAGCCAUGUUUAGAUCCUUGACUACUCGGAGAGGCCCUGGAAGGUAUGAGAGAUUAGGUAAAGAAUCUGCUUCCACUGCACUUUUGAAUGAAGGGUUCAAGAGGAGCACAAGUUUGCCUUCUCGAGCAUCAAGUUCUUCAAGAAAAAUGGCUCUAGGUUCAACCUUUGGGGACAUCAAUCUACAAAGAAACCCAACAAAGAAGGGUAAUAAUAGCAACAAGAAGAGUCACCCACUCCUUAGUUUCUUGGAUCUUCGUAGGAAAAAGAAAACAACAGCUAAGCCUGAAUUUGCAAGGUAUCUUGAGUAUCUCAAGGAAGGAGGCAUGUGGGAUAUGAAUUCCAAUCAGCCUGUGAUCUAUUACAAAUGA